Messenger RNA from Egretta garzetta (little egret), 3249 nucleotides. It is a transcript of the gene UCK1, whose product is annotated as uridine-cytidine kinase 1. Gene Ontology annotation, molecular function: kinase activity; ATP binding. Gene Ontology annotation, cellular component: cytoplasm; cytosol. Lineage: Eukaryota; Metazoa; Chordata; Aves; Pelecaniformes; Ardeidae. The transcript has 5 exons. The record is from RefSeq and is a predicted model, not a curated record. The coding region runs from base 762 to 1313 and encodes 183 amino acids.
GUGGCGGCUGGAGCCCGGCUGGGGUUCGCUGAAGGGGCUUGUAGGAAUGGAAGGGGUAACAGGAGCGCCCCUGCCCCCGCCGAAACGCCUGUCUGACCUGCACGCCGUGCUGUUGGGAAAGCUGCGCUGCUGCGGGUUCCUGCGCCUCUGCAGAGCGUCCCCACUGCCCCGGGCUCGGCAUCCUCCCUCCCGGCUGUGGAGAGGAUCUGUAACAAACCACAUCGGGCCCCAAAUCCUUUCCUGAUGUUUCUUGUCCCCUAAGCAGCCGUUCUCCUUGCCCAGGGGAGCGCUGUGGCUUGCACGGGACAAUGAUCUUGGCUGAAGGCGAGAGCCUGCCGUGGGUUUGUCGGGGUGGAUGAUGAAGAGCGUUAAAAGAUGUCUGAGGUUUUCUAAAUUACUCUUGGCUAACAGCCUGAGAGAGUUGCACAAAAUUAUACAAUUACCAAGUGGUUUGGCAAAAUUAUACAAUUACCGACUUCACAUUCAGGUUCUUAAUUUUAUUGUAUUGUAGUUUCUCAUGAACACCAAAUUCUCUCUUUCUUAUCUCUGGAACCAAGUGUGGCAGUUCUAGUUUGGGUGGGGGUGUUGGGUUGCUGCUGGUAGGAAAGAAGCCGCCGUAAAUUCCUUUCUUCCCAGUGUAAUACUGGAUGGAGAGUUUUUCCUUCAGCUUUGGAAAAUCUGAGCAGAACAUCGGAUACAGCAGUAUCUGAACUUCUUCCUCUUUAAACCUUCCUCUUGCAGAUGCUUUUGAUAAUGACUUGAUGCAUACAACCCUGAAAAACAUUGUUGAGGGCAAAACGGUUGAGGUACCAACCUACGACUUCGUGACCCAUUCUAGGCUGGCAGAGACGACGGUGGUCUAUCCUGCUGACGUCGUUCUCUUUGAGGGGAUCCUGGUUUUCUACAAUCAAGACAUUCGGGACAUGUUCCACCUCCGGCUCUUUGUUGACACCGAUUCUGACGUCCGGCUGUCCCGCAGAGUUCUGCGAGAUAUGAAGCGCGGGAGGGACCUUGAGCAGAUCCUCACCCAGUACACGACGUUCGUCAAGCCUGCCUUUGAGGAGUUCUGCCUACCGACAAAGAAGUAUGCAGAUGUGAUCAUCCCCCGAGGAGUUGACAACAUGGUUGCUAUAAACCUCAUAGUGCAGCACAUCCAAGACAUCCUAAACGGAGACAUCUGCAAGUGGCAGAGAGGGGCAAUGAACGGACAUGGCCGGACCUACAAGCGCCCGUUCCCUGAACAAACAGAGAGCAGCAGCGUGCUAGCGGCUGGCAAACGCUCCCACCUGGAGUCCAGUAGCCGUCCGCACUAAGCUGUCGGUGUCUGAAGGAUUUGCCUCUGGUCCAGACCAACACUGAAGACCACUUUGGGAAAGGACUUCAACAGAAUGGUUGGUGAAGUGCCCUUUAAAUCAUCCUAGCAGCGGAGGGGAUACUGGUGGAAAAUUCUUGCAGCGGGGAGAGGAAGGAGUUGGCCUUCGGCCCCUCUCCCCUCCAACCUCCCCCCCCCUCCUUUUCUCCCUGCAUUGUCUGGAGUUAGGAUGUUCUUGAUGAACUGGUCAAAGGCAGUGCUACUUGCCCUUUUUUAAUUGUCAAAAUGACCUAAUGCUGAAGUCUCCCUUGAAAAUUAAGUGUUACCAGGUGAUUAGCAAGAGACCCCAUUUCCCUGAUGAUGAUCUUCCUUAGCAAGGAAAUUAGUUGCCUGUUUUUUCAUAAGAAAAAACAGCCUCCUUAUCCAGGACUAGCUCGCACCCUUGUUAAUUUUAAUAAGCAGGUGCAGUCCUUACUCUGCCUUGUUGGGACCUUGAGUUCUGGCAUUGCUCUCCCACUGACCAGCCUCCUUUUUAGCCUGUAGUAGCAUGUGGGGGCAGAAGGAUUGACCUGUACAGGAACCUCUCCCCUGAGAGAAAGAGAUGAAAUAGAGACUGUCUGGGACAAAUGGGAACUUGCAGUUCAUUGGGGAGGACAGGCCCAAGAAGUUGUGUGAUUCUGAUUCCUGAUUUAUUCCUGUCUAAGCUCCUGAAGCUCGCUACACUGCAUGAUUUUUUUUUUUUUUUUACCCAAAUAGUCUCCUUUAUCAAUCACAGUUACUGAAUGUGUGAGCUCCAACUGGAUUGGGUUGCUCAUGGAAAGAGAAAUCUGACCUUGUCAGUAUUAGUGUCUUUUAGGGUAUUUCUGUACUGCUGCUUGCAGAUUCUGCUGGGCGGAAUCCACUUCCCGAGCUGGCUGGUAAAAGCAAGGGGGGGAAAGCUGUGAAUUGCAGGAUCCUCCUGAUGGCACAAACAGCUCUAUGGACAGGCUUCUACCCUCCAGCAGGGUCAAAGCCCUUGCCUUGCACUCAGGCAGUUUAAACUCAAGAAUGUCUGGUUUUCUAAAAAGAGCAGACAAGAGGCUGGAAGUAUAAACAGUGGCAUCCCAGUUUCUAUAGCUUACCCCAGAUAAGUAAGUGAUACUGCAGCAACAUGAAUUUUCUGGGAAACAAAUUCUGAAAUGAAGUGCCAGUUGGGCCUUUGAAAAUGUCCUUGUGGUAUCCUUCUUGAAUCUGGACUUAUGGUGUAAUUUUAAGGAUGUGGGUGGGAGGAAAUAUUAAGAGGACCUUUUUCAUAUUUGCUAGUUUUCUAAAAUCAGGGUCUGGCUGUGUGUGUUGUGGGUGUGUUACUUUGGUUAAUAAACAAAUGAACAAGCAGUGAGCAGAAGUGACCAUUUUAUAUAAAAGGUAUUUGUGCUAUUUGCACUACACCAGCACAAUGGCGUUACACUCAACAGUUCCUUCUCCCCUUAAUUCAGAAUUGUUAGUGUUAGUUUUGUAAUGGUUGAAGCUUAAGAGAAAAAAAAAAAAAUAAUGCAGUCUGCACAGUCAUCCUACAGUCUUUUCAAUACUGGGAAUCGGUAAAGGUUGGUUGUCUGUCAGUGAUGGCCACAGUUCAGUGGCACAUCUCUGUAAUGCUGGAGAAAGCAGUUCAUUGCCGAACUGCUGCCAGGUGCUGUUUAGCUCAGGGUCACAGACUUAGAGCGUGAGCUACUGCACUGAAGCAUUAGCUAUUGGGGUGGACUUAAGUAGGAGCAAAAUAGUCACUAACCCUACUUUGAAUGGCUGUGGUGUUUGUUCAUACCUUCCUCUGGGGGUGGGGUGGGCAGGAAGCUAAAAGCAGCCUCGACUAGUAUUUGUUAGCCACCCUGGUCUGCCUAGGACUGCUGUUCUUAGGCAGCUUUGAGCUGUAUUGCAAGAUCCUGCUGCUGCAGCCACAU